AUAAUUUCACAUGUUUAGCGACAGCUAGGUGCUGCUACUCAGACCAACCUUCUGAGUCGUCUAUUUAUUGAAAUACGUUGUGGGUGCUUGUAGGGGCUUGUAGGUGACGAUUUCCGAAGCCACGUGCCUCAUCAUCACUUGCGAUCGUACCACUACCGUCAACGCAUCAUGUCUUCUCCCCGCUGCCACUAACUGAGCGCCUUCCAAGAUGCCUCUCUCCGCAAAAACAAGAGCUUCUUCCUAUGAUAUUAAAGCACAAAUCGAGGAUCUCAAGCACGAAAGGGAAAAAUCUCGGGCCCAAUAUCUGGAGACCCUAAAAAAACUGCGGAGAAAGGCGGACGUGGAACGAGAUAACGAUGACUUGCGAAAAGAAAAUGAAAGAUUAAGGAAAGACUUGGAAGAAGCGAGGGAGAGGGCCUUGAAAGCAAACGAUGAUGCGACCGACAUGUGGGGCCAAAAGGAGGCCGUCGCAGACGAAAACCGUGAUCUAAAGAGACUGGUAGCCAGGUUGCAACACCGACUAGAGGAAUUUAUGCUUUCGAGAAAUCGUGCACAAGUGAAGGUGGAAAAGGCCCCCAAACCAACAAUGGUACCGACUCCUUCACCGUCAUUGAGAUCUCACUCAACAGCACCGGAAGUUAUCAGUCUAAUUGAUGACGACGAUGACGACGACAUGGUAGUCGAUACCUACCCUCCUCGCCGCUCCAUUGGAACACCUUCAUCGACAAUGACCCUCAAGUCCGAACCUUUAUCAGAUAUUGAGGUCAAUUUGCAGGUAGCCUAUGAUACAUAACUUAACAACUUUCCUUAGGCACUGUCGAUGUCUGCACGCGCCAAAUUCCUCUCCGCAAAAGAAAAUUCAAACGAGAAACCCGCAGACGCAGAUCCCAUGUUGGAGUCGGUACCAACGAGAAAUUCUACUUUA
Molecule: messenger RNA, 925 nt
Organism: Desarmillaria tabescens
Lineage: Eukaryota; Fungi; Basidiomycota; Agaricomycetes; Agaricales; Physalacriaceae
Exons: 4
Coding region: 209-793 (194 amino acids)
Source: RefSeq, a predicted model, not a curated record